AUGUCUCAAAUUCCUGAUUUUAAGGAAUGCCUACCUUCCGCUGGUGAAAACAACAAAUUUGAUCUCACCGACAUGUCAAAUAUAUUUGAGUUCACCGCAUCUCGAUUGCUGGCCAUACAGAUCGCAGUGGAGGACAGCACGCUGGUGACAUCGGUGGAGGGAGGAAAAUAUGAGUGCGAUAUGUUCGUCCCUUAG
Messenger RNA from Suillus subalutaceus, 195 nucleotides. RefSeq lists its product as uncharacterized. NCBI's taxonomy places the organism in Eukaryota, Fungi, Basidiomycota, Agaricomycetes, Boletales, Suillaceae. The transcript has 2 exons. The coding region runs from base 1 to 195 and encodes 64 amino acids. The record is from RefSeq and is a predicted model, not a curated record.